Pterocles gutturalis (yellow-throated sandgrouse) is the source of this 525-nucleotide messenger RNA. Its product is annotated as RNA-binding protein with multiple splicing-like. Gene Ontology annotation, molecular function: mRNA binding; protein homodimerization activity. Gene Ontology annotation, biological process: negative regulation of smooth muscle cell differentiation. The record is from RefSeq and is a predicted model, not a curated record. NCBI's taxonomy places the organism in Eukaryota, Metazoa, Chordata, Aves, Pterocliformes, Pteroclidae.
GUACGGACACUGUUUGUCAGUGGCCUUCCUGUGGAUAUCAAGCCCAGAGAGCUCUACCUACUCUUCCGACCAUUCAAGGGUUAUGAAGGGUCACUGAUCAAGCUAACUUCAAAGCAGCCAGUUGGUUUUGUGACCUUUGACAGCCGGGCUGGUGCUGAAGCAGCAAAGAACGCCUUGAACGGCAUCCGCUUUGACCCAGAGAACCCCCAGACUUUGCGGUUAGAGUUUGCUAAAGCCAACACAAAGAUGGCCAAGAGCAAGCUGAUGGCCACACCAAACCCCACCAAUAUCCACCCUGCCUUGGGCGCACACUUCAUUGCACGGGACCCCUAUGACCUGACUGGAGCGGCUCUUAUUCCAGCGUCCCCAGAAGCGUGGGCUCCCUACCCACUCUACACCACGGAGCUAACCCCCGCCAUCCCCCAUGCCGCCUUCACGUACCCAGCGGCUCUUCACGCUCAGAUGCGCUGGUAUCCUCCCUCCGAAGCUACUCAGCAAGGAUGGAAGUCUCGUCAGUUUUGUUAG